AUGGCUAACGCUUCUGAGUCGCCCAGGCGUCCAGCGAGCGCCCACCUAGCCUCGCAUCUCCAAUACCCGACCUUCCCGCCGCUCUCAGCCUCCGUCGACGAGUGGUUGUCCCGCUCUCGUCCAGCCAACAACAUGACGUCAGAUCAACCCCUCGAUCUGGCUUCCAAGGCCCUCAGUGAUAGCUGGGCGGAUCUGAGUGUGUCGGAUCUACACUCGGAAGAUGGCAGUCGUUCGGAACACACCGAUAUUGGAUCGUUGAUCGACCAAACUAGCCCCGACGAUGUGGCCAGCCUCGACGAGCGAUACAGCAGCAGCGAAGUCGGUCCCGAAGAGUACCAGCAGGAAGACGAGAAUGGAACCCGAGACGAGCUGCAGGGUGCUACAGUCUCUCAGCAGUUUCCGAUACUGUUCAGCCAGGGCGAAGCCGCGAUCGACGAUAGCAACCUGACGGCCCAGCCCGUCUUCCGUCAAUCGAUCGACUCGAUCGAGUUUGUGGAACCUGAGAAAUGGCCGGAGAUGGAGCGAGUUGAACUGAAGCAUACGAUUCACAUCUUCGAGGAGGCUACGGCUUCAGAGAUGAAGGGUUGGCUACCGCAUAACCUGCACGACUCUAUUCUCAUGGCCACCGUGAAGCAAACCAUGACGAAAGUGAGCCUCGAUCUAGAUAAGCCUUAUCGCGUGCUAUAUAUCGGGCAACCGGAUUCUCGGAACAUCAUUCUGGACAAGAUUGGGGAUGUCCUGGUGUCGAGCUCCACCGCUGGAUCACAGACCAGCUCUGCUGAAUCCUCCCGCUACCAUGUGGUGCCAACCUCAUUUGGAGCUGGUGCGGUGCCGAACUUUGCUGAACUCCUCCCGAUUCAUGUCCAGCUUGUCGUGGACGAGUGCAAAGAAGCUAGCGCGGAGUCCCAUGAAACUCAACCCAGCACCUUGCAUUUAGACUUCAAGAACCGCCCUUCAUGCCGUUCGUGGUGGGACGGAGACGAAUAUCGUAUUUCUUCUGCGUCGGAGUGGACUUUGCCAGACGUGGCCAUCCUGUUCGUGUCUGGUCGGGAUAGUCCAGCUGCCAUCAAGACACGGCGCUAUGUUCAUGCCUUUUUGGAGCGGCAUGGAAUUCCAGCCAUGGUGAUCUCGGAAGAACCGCUCUGGAAGCUUGCUGGGGAGCCCAUCCCUGUGAAUCACAACAGUCUGCAUAUGUGCCUGGAAUCUCGACACUCGCAAACUGGGCAAACAGCGGUUCUACGCCGUUAUCCCAUCGACUUGAAGACAUUCGAGAGUAUCACACCCGGCCAACUCAACAGAAACCUGGCUUUGCUCAUGGACCUCUAUCCCAAGAAGACACCCAAAGUCAUCGCUAACACCCCGAAGCCGGUGGAAAGAUACUCCCUCGCCGACCCGGAGAAAUACCCACGCAACUGGCUUCCACCGUCGUAUGCCACCCAAGCCCGUGAGCUUGGGCCCAUGCUGCGUCUGAUCACCCUGACCCUUGCUUCGGCCAUAGCUCUCUCAAUCGGGUACGCGGCUUUGAGUACUGUUUUUAUCUCCGUCUCGCAAUGGAUUUCAGGACCAGGGCUUUCCGAUGCCGCACCGUCGUCAUUUUCUCCUCUUUCGACGAGUUCUUUGGUAGUAGCGCAUGUGCCACAGACCUCGGUGUCUACGUGGCCGUCGGGUCAAUCAUGCCAUCCACCCAGCAAGCCCUCGGACAUCAUCGACCAGAUGCUCACAAUCGCAGACUCAGGGUCUUCUGGAAACCUAGACGUCUUUGAGAUUCAAGUUGUCGGAGACUGCCAUGUGGUUAUCAAGCCCCCUCGCCCCCUUGCGACAUCCAAGAAACAACCACGAUUCAAUGUGAGCGUGUAUCGAUACGAUCAACCUCUCUCCUAUGAGCUUUCCAAGUUGUUUGAGGGCGUCUAUACGAUCCGGCUGGUUCGGGAAGAUGCAUAUGGCUUGGUCAACGUGACCGUCUCUGCCAAAUCGAAGCCACCCGUCAAUCAAAUUACGACCGUUGAUUUUGGAACUCCGUGGCUAAAAAUCGCAAAUUGGAGAUGGGCGGCACAAAAGAUCUCUUCACAAGUCACAAAGGACUUGCAGGUAGCCCAAACCAGCCUGGCUGAAGUGUAUGGCCGCGUCUCCACCGACGUGCAAGUGAGGAUGGGCGACCUUGUGGAGCGGUCCCAUUUCCUGCACCAAGACAAUCUUCGGCGCCAGAGUCUUCUCGCGCGGGAUACUAUUCUAUCGCGAUCAAAGCAACUCUCCGAGGUCAUUACCCGGAAUGCUCUCCAGCAGUUCCAUAGCGUCUCUUCUCUUCUGCAUAGCCGAUCUGUUCGGGUCGAACAAGAGGCCAGAGACCUUGUCAGUGACGCCUGGAACCGCCUGGGAGAAUCAGCGUCCCAGGUUGAUAUACACUCCAUGAUGGAUCGAGUGCGCAGUGCUAAGUGUGCCACGCUGGAUCGGGCCCAGAAACGCGCACGGCGCUUUGUGGGGCGCCGGGGCGGCGAUUGA
Messenger RNA from Penicillium canariense, 2499 nucleotides. RefSeq lists its product as uncharacterized. The record is from RefSeq and is a predicted model, not a curated record. The coding region runs from base 1 to 2499 and encodes 832 amino acids. The transcript has a single exon. Lineage: Eukaryota; Fungi; Ascomycota; Eurotiomycetes; Eurotiales; Aspergillaceae.